AUGACGAAUGCAAAGCAUAGCAAGGGAGGAAUCAAUGUUGCUGAGAAAGAUUCUUCCAUUGAGCUUUGGCAUAAGAGACUCGGUCAUUUGAGCGAGAAGGGGCUGCAAAUAUUGUCCGAGAAACAACUCUUGCCCGGAGCUAAAGGUACUCUUCUUAAAACUUGUGUUCAUUGGUUAGCCGGAAAAACUCAUAGAGUUGCAUUUCAUAGAUUUCCACCUUCUAGAAGGAGUAAGGUACUUGAUCUAAUUCACACUGAUGUUUGUUUUAUGCGAGAUAAAACUCUUGGUGGUGCAAGCUAUUAUGUUACCUUCAUCGAUGAUCACUCAAGGAAGGUGUGGACAUAUGCUUUGAAAAUGAAGGAUCAAGUGCUAGAUGUUUUCAAGCAAUUUCAUGCUGAAGUGGAAAGGGAAACCGACCUGAAGUUGAAGUGUGUAAGGGCUGAUAACGGGGGAGAGUAUAGAGGUCCAUUCGAAAGCUACUGCAGAUUGCACGGAAUUAAACUGCAGAAAAGUGUACCCAAGACUCCACAACAAAACGGUGUCGCUGAGAGGAUGAAUAGAACAAUUUGUGAGAGAAUCAAGUGUAUGCUCUCACAUGCCAAGCUACCUAAAUCAUUUUGGGGAGAAACAAUGCGGACAGCGGUUGAUCUAAUCAAUCUCUUACCAUCGGUCCCAUUGGAGGGUGAUGUGCCUCAACGAGUAUGGACGGGAAAGGAAGUCUCAUAUGAACACUUGCGAGUGUUUGGUUGCAAAGCCUAUGUUCAUGUUCCAAAAGAUGAGAGAGCAAAGCUUGAUGACAAAGCAAAGCCAUGUAUAUUCAUGGGCUAUGGGCAUGAAGAGUUUGGGUACAGAUUAUGGGAUCCAAUUGCAAGGAAAAUUGUUCGGAGCCGGGAUGUGAUUUUUCUUGAAAAUGAGACAAGUGAAGACGUCGAAAGGGUUGAAAAGAAGAAAAAUACAGAAGCUGGUCCGGUUAAUUUGGAGCCUAUAUCUCCAUCCCAAAUGCAUGAAAAUGUUGAGGAAGUAGUGCAUGAUGAGCCCCAAGGUGCACUAGAUCAAGAAGUGCAAGGAGAAGAGCAAUUGGAGCAAGAAGAACAAGUUGAAGAAGAGCAACCUCUAUCCAAACCAAGAAAGUCAACAAGAGAUCGCAAAGCUUCCACUUGGUAUAUUGAAAGAGUUCUUGAGCGGUUUAACAUGAGAAAGGCUAAGGCGGUUAGUACUCCACUUGGAGGACAUUUAAAGUUGAGUGUGAAGCAUUGUCCUACAAGUGAUGAAGAGAAAGAAGCAAUGCAGAAUGUGCCUUAUGCAUCAGUUGUUGGAAGCUUGAUGUAUGCCAUGGUUUGCACAAGGCCGGAUAUUGCUCAUGCCGUUGGGGUUGUUAGUCGGUUUCUUUCCAAUCCGGGGAAAGAACAUUGGAGAGCAGUGAAGUGGAUUCUUCGCUACUUGAGAGGUGAUGUGGACUCUAGAAAGUCGACUUCUGGAUACAUGAUGACUUUUGCAGGUGCUGCAGUUUCAUGGCAAUCUAAACUGCAAAAAUGUGUUGCAUUAUCAACAACAGAAGCCGAAUACAUAGCCGUGACAGAAGCUUGCAAAGAGAUGUUAUGGUUGAAGAAGUUUCUUCAAGAGUUGGGCAUUAAGCAAGAGAGGUAUGUGCUCUAUUGUGAUAGUCAAAAGAAGUUGAUGGAGCUCAACAAAGUGCAUACGGAUGACAAUGGUUCGGACAUGAUGACUAAGUCUCCACCAAGUGGAAAACAUAUCUUCUGUCGAGAUGAAGCAGGUUUGGUGCUACCCCCCAUAUGA
Messenger RNA from Linum trigynum, 1797 nucleotides. Lineage: Eukaryota; Viridiplantae; Streptophyta; Magnoliopsida; Malpighiales; Linaceae. The record is from the annotation of a GenBank genome assembly.